AUGGGCGCCGCAAACCUCCCCACCACCAUCCGAGCGGUCUACCAGAUCGAUCCCAAGCUCACAACGCUCAAGCUGACGGAAACCCCCUUGCCCAAACCCACCGGGGAGAACGAGCACCUCAUUAAGAUCAAGGCCACGGCGCCCUGUCUAGGCGAACUGGGCUGGGAGAUCAACUACCCAUCGCUUUUCCCUCCGGACCGGGAGCGCGUGCCCGGGACGGAGGCCGCCGGCGUCGUCGCCACCGCGCCGCCUUCGAGCCCCUUUCAGCCUGGCGAUGAGGUGUACUUUCGUCUGCAUGCUAGAUACCCCGGGUGUCUGCGCGAGUACACAAUUGCGCACACGGAGGAGCUGGCGCUGAAGCCCAAGACGCUGGACUGGGCCGAGGCUGCUGCGACGCCGCUCAGCACGUUGACUGCCUGGCAGGGGCUGUUCACCCAGGGAAUCCUCGACAAGCGCGGCAUCAGGGGCGAUGCCGAUGCCCGGGCUCACAACAGCAGGCUGCGCGUCCUCAUCACCGGCGCCGGCGGCAGCGUCGGGACGUGGGCAGUGCAGUUUGCGGCCGCUGCGGGUGCCGGUUCGGUCGUCGCCCAAGUCAGCGGCGCAAACAUCGAGGCCGCGAACAAGGCCGGCGCCACGGAGGUCAUUGACUACAAGAAGCGGUCCGUCGAGGAGUGGGCCAAGGAGGACCCUUCUCGCGAGGUGGACCUGGUGCUGGACUGCCUUGGCGGACCGACUCUGGGAUCGUGCUGGGCUGCGGUCAAGGACGGUGGUGUUUUGCUGAGUAUUGUCGGUUCGCCGGAGGAGGCGAAGCCGGAGGCCGUGAACAAGACGCUGGCGAAGGCGACUUGGUUCUUGAUGGACUGUAAGGGAGACGAUUUGAGGGAGAUUGCGGACUUUAUCGACGAAAGGGGGUUGAAGCCGCAGAUUGAUAGCGUGGUUGAGUUUGAGGACUUUCAGGCUGCGUAUGACAAGGUAGAGCAGGGGAAGGCCAAGGGCAAGGUUGUGAUUAAGGUUGAUCGGUUUUGUGGUGAUGCGUGA
Molecule: messenger RNA, 1038 nt
Organism: Trichoderma citrinoviride
Lineage: Eukaryota; Fungi; Ascomycota; Sordariomycetes; Hypocreales; Hypocreaceae
Product: NAD(P)-binding protein
Exons: 1
Coding region: 1-1038 (345 amino acids)
Cellular component (GO): mitochondrion
Molecular function (GO): oxidoreductase activity
Source: RefSeq, a predicted model, not a curated record